AUGGUGACAAUCCGGAUCCGAGGCAGUGAUCUUCUGAUCAUUACUCUCCGCAUAUUUACACUUAUUUAUCUCACCUUUUUCUCGGCCAAUUAUUUCUACAACUUUAUCACCCUUCCGUUGGAUCAAGUUCAGAAUGCCUUCCCCGACGCCCUCGUCCUUCUGUCCUUCUUUAUUGCUGCCUCAAUCCUCUCUGUGCUUUCAAUUCAAGCCCGCCUAAACCAUGGCACCGUUCAUCUUGAACAAGCUGCUGUGAUCACCUUCUUGGCCAUUGCAGAUGCUUCGUUUAUUUACAUCCAGUUCCAUCACGACAAAUGGAUUAUCUUGUUUUACGCCUCCAUAUUGCUCAUAAUGGCUACGCAAUGUCUAUCUCAUUGCCUCAAUAUCCAGGAUGGCAUUUUCUUCAAUUUUGCUUCCAUUUGCCUAACUCACGGGAUAUUGACUUUGAUCCCUGCUAUCCAUGCGAGCUUAUGGUCAUCAGCCUGUCGACAGUCAAUGUUAGCAUCAUAUCUCAUUUUCAUGGCCCUCAAUGCCACCGGAUGCUUGAGUUUCCUUUUCCAGAUACCCGAUCGCUUUGGAUUUGCCGGAUCCAGUAAAUUAGUCCUGCAUUUGUGCACAGCGAUGGGGACCGUCUACCUGUUUAACGCCCUCCUUGAUGCUGUAAACGCAGGAAAUGGCACGGAACUGGACGGGUGCCGAAGGAGUUUCUGGUAA
Messenger RNA from Aspergillus welwitschiae, 711 nucleotides. RefSeq lists its product as uncharacterized. The coding region runs from base 1 to 711 and encodes 236 amino acids. The record is from RefSeq and is a predicted model, not a curated record. NCBI's taxonomy places the organism in Eukaryota, Fungi, Ascomycota, Eurotiomycetes, Eurotiales, Aspergillaceae. The transcript has a single exon.